CUCAACACAAUCUUCCGCCGCCACUUAUGCAGCAUAGAGUCUAGAGGCAGCCCCGGCCAUGGCUCAGGUACGCUCCUGCCAUAGCAGGCGAUAUCCACUCCUGCUGGUCCUGGGCACCGUGUACCUAGCCGCUGUGUGCGGAGCGGUGGCGUAUUACCCCAGGUUUUCUCCGUUCUUCUUCCUGUGUACCCACCACGGCGAGUUAGAAGGGGACGGAGAGCAAGGAGAAGUGCUCAUCUCUCUGCACCUUGCGGGAAACCCCAGCUACUACGUACCUGGACAAGAGUAUCACGUAACCAUUUCAACUAGCACCUACUUUGAUGGCCUCAUGGUGACUGGAUUAUACACAUCCACCAGCGUACAAGCUUCUCAAAGCAUUGGCGGCUCAAAGGCUUUUGGAUUUGGUAUUAUGUCUGACCACCAGUUUGGAACCCAGUUCAUGUGUAGUGUUGUGGCUUCGCAUGUAAGUCACCUGCCAACAACAAAUCUCAGUUUUGUAUGGAUAGCUCCACCUGCAGGGACUGGAUGUGUCAAUUUCAUGGCUACCGCUACCCAUAGAGGCCAGGUUAUAUUCAAAGAUGCCCUCGCACAACAGCUGUGUGAGCAAGGAGCUCCAACAGAAGCGCCUUUGCGUCCAAAUUUAGCUGAAAUCCAUAGGGAAAGCAUUAUUUUACGAGAUGAUUUUGACUCUUACAAGCAGCAGGAAUUAAAUCCAAGCAUUUGGACGCCAUGCAGAAACUGUGAAGUUGGAGAGCUCUGUGGUGUUAUAAUGCAUGGAGCGGCUGUCACAUUUUGUGACCCUUAUGGACCAAGAGAGUUGUUAACAACCAACCUUAACACCACUACAGCAUCAGUUCUGCAGUUUUCUAUUGGGUCAGGCUUAUGUCGAUUCAGCUACUCAGAUCCUGGAAUUGUGGUGUCUUAUGCCAAGAGCAAUACUACUAGCUGGAUUCCCCUUGAGAGAAUCAGUGCACCUUCAAAUGUUAGCACAAUUAUCCACAUUAUCUACCUCCCUCAUGAAGCCAAAGGGGAAAAUGUGAGGUUUCGGUGGGCACAGGAGAGCACACAGGCUGGAGAUGUGUAUGAGGCAUGCUGGGCACUUGACAACAUACUGAUCAUCAAUGCUGCGUAUAAGCAGGUUGUGUUAGAAGAUAACCUUGACCCAAUGGACACUGGGAACUGGCUUUUCUUUCCUGGAGCGACUGUCAAGCAUAGCUGUCAAUCAGAUGGCAACGCUAUUUAUUUUCAUGGUACAGAGGGCAGUGAAUACAAUUUUGCCACAACCAGAGAUGUCGACCUCUCUACUGAAGAUAUCCAGGAUCAAUGGUCUGAAGAGUUUGAGAGUCAACCAGCAGGGUGGGAAAUUUCCGGAGCUGUCAUUGGCACUGAAUGUGGAACAAUAGAAUCAGGCUCUUCUCUUGUAUUUCUGAAAGACGAAGAGAGAAAAUUGUGUACUCCUUAUAUGGACACCACAGGAUAUGGGAACUUGCGCUUUUAUUUCUCCAUGGAUCACAGGAAGCCAAUGUCUACUAGACUUGCUAAACACCUGGAGGAACAACAGGAAAAAGUGUUUCCGAAUCUAGAGAUAAUGGAAACUGUUAGCUCAGCAACAGAACUGUUAUGUGGACUCUGCAGCCCAGGAGAAUCGCAUGAGCACGAUGUUCUCCUCUAUGCAGAGGUGGAUGGCAAGAAGGAACAUAUUGUUAUGGAUACACUGGCAUUCUCUUCUUACAAGGUUCCAUCACUGGUUUCUACUGUCAUAAGCCCAGAUCUGCAGACUCCAGCUACCAAAUUUUGUCUCAAGCAAAACAGUCACCGAGGGUACAACGUAAAUGUGUGGGCUGUAGAUUUUUUCCAUGUGCUGGCAGUUCUACCAUCCACUGAAUCCCACAUGAUACAGUUCUCUAUUAAUUUGGGAUGCGGAUCUCAUCAGCCAGGAAACAGUGUGAGCUUGGAAUUUUCAACUAAUCAUGGCCGGUCUUGGUCAUUACUACAUUCUGAAUGUCUGCCAGAGCUUUGUGCUGGACCCCAUCUUCCCCACAGCACUGUCUACUCAUCAGACAACUAUAGCGGGUGGAAUAGAAUUACUAUUCCUCUUCCAAAUGCAGCACUGACGAGAGACACAAGAGUUCGCUGGACACAGAAUGGGCCAAUUACAGGGAACAUGUGGGCACUUGAUAACAUUUAUAUUGGCCCAUCCUGCCUGAAAUUCUGCUCUGGUCGAGGACAAUGCACUAGAACUGGCUGCAAGUGUGAGCCUGGCUUUUCUGGGCCUGCGUGUGAAAUGGCUUCACAAAACUACCCUGUAUUUCUAUCAGAAAGCUUCACCAGUUCCAGACUUUCCUCCUACCACAACUUUUACUCUAUCCGUGGUGCUGAAGUUAGUUUUGGUUGCGGUGUACUUGCAAGUGGCAAGGCUUUGAUUUUUAACAAAGAUGGGAGGAGGCAGCUUAUUACAACCUUUCUUGACAGCUCACAGUCCAGGUUUUUGCAAUUUACUUUAAGAAUUGGAAGUAAAUCUGUCCUGAGUACAUGCAAAGCCCCUGAUAAGCCAGGGGAAGGUGUUUUACUCCACCAUUCCUAUGACAAUGGCAUUACAUGGAAACUGAUGGAACACUAUUCUUAUCUUAACUACCAUGAGCCAAG
Molecule: messenger RNA, 2646 nt
Organism: Nanorana parkeri
Lineage: Eukaryota; Metazoa; Chordata; Amphibia; Anura; Dicroglossidae
Product: reelin-like
Exons: 20
Biological process (GO): neuron migration; central nervous system development
Molecular function (GO): lipoprotein particle receptor binding
Source: RefSeq, a predicted model, not a curated record